ACUUGACUCUUAGCAAUGGCUGAUUGUUAUUGGCAUUUUAGUUUCCAUCCACAAACUCUUGUGUUCUUUUAUGCAAUAAGGACCAUUUUGUUCCUCCUGAUUUUCCCUCUUGCAAUUGCUCAGGAUGUCUCUUUUGACUACCCUGGCUUCAGUAAUGAUGAUUUAAAGCAGCUCAAGCUUGAAGGAGAUGCUUCUAUUUCAGAUUCUGCCAUUCACCUCACUACUGGGAGAGUCACAAUUACCCAACCUAUUCAUCUUUGGAACAAGACCUCAAAUGAACUAAAAGACUUCACCGCCCACUUUUCUUUUGUUGUUUUCUCAGACCAGGGUUAUUAUGGAGAUGGCUUCACAUUCUUCCUUGCAGGCCAAGGUGUUUCAGAGGCAGGAAUAGAAGGAGGAGGAGGCAUUUGCAUCGGUCGCGUCGAUUACCAAACAAUUCUCCAAACCGAGUAUCAAUUUGUUGCGGUGGAGUUUGACACUUAUUCAAACGUUUGGGACCCGAGAGGCAUACAUGUUGGUGUGAAUGUUAACUCUAUGCAAUCUGACAUACUUGAGCAAUGGUGGACCGAAAUUUAUGUGUGGAAUGUUUAUGACUGCAGCAUUCAAUACAAUGCCGCAGAUAACUUUCUUAAUGUUUCUUUCACUGGAUAUAGAUUAAAUGAAGGGAGAGUAACACAAUACCUCACACACCACAUUGAUUUGAGGGAUCACUUACCAGAUUAUGUUCUCGUUGGUGUAUCAGCUGCAACAGGUAAUUUUUCUGAGCAACAUACCUUGCUGUCAUGGUCAUUUAGUACAAGCCUACCUAGUAAUGCUGUUGAUACUAAGAAGAAAACAAAGUUGUUGGAGGGAAUAGGAAUUGGUGCAGGUUUUUCUGUGAGUGUAAUUGUGUUGGUCUAUGUUUUCUUAUGGAGGAAGAGUAAAGGAAAAGAAGAAGAGUUUGCUUCUGAAGCCUCUUCUGAUUUGAACAUGGAUGACGAAUUCCAAAUGAACACUGGACCAAAGAAGAUCUGGUAUGACGAGCUGGUAUCUGCAACAAACAACUUUGAAGAGAAGCAGAAGCUUGGGCAAGGGGCGUUUGGCUGUGUUUAUAAAGGCUUUUUGAAAGACUCAAACACCUAUGUUGCUAUAAAGAGGAUAUCAGCGAAAUCAACACAGGGUGUGAAGGAGUACAUAGCAGAAGUGAAGAUCAUCAGCCAAUUGAGGCACAAGAACUUGGUGAAACUCACUGGUUGGUGCCACAAGAGAAAGGAUCUUCUCCUAAUAUAUGAGUACAUGCCAAAUGGUAGCUUAGAUUCUCGUCUUUUCGACGAACAAAGCUUCUUGUCAUGGGAGGUGAGACACAACAUAGCUCUGGGUUUGGCCUCAGCAUUGCUAUAUCUGCAGGAAGAAUGGGAAAAAUGUGUGAUUCAUAGGGACAUUAAAUCAAGCAACAUAAUGUUGGAUUCCAAUUUCAAUGCUAAGCUUGGGGAUUUUGGCCUGGCCUUGCUGGUAGAUCAUGAGAAAGGGUCACAAACCACAGUUUUGGCUGGGACAAUGGGUUACCUUGCCCCUGAAUACAUGAAAACAGGCAAGGCUAGAAAGGAAUCAGACAUAUUCAGUUUAGGGGUUGUUUUGUUGGAGAUAGCAAGUGGUAGAAAAGCCAUUCACAACCAAAACAAGGAGGGUCUAGUGCCAUUAGUUGAGUGGGUGUGGGAACUUUAUGGAUUUGGAGAUCUCCUUGAAGCAGCAGACCCAAAGCUUUGUGGGGUGUUUAAUGUGCAUCAAAUGUUUGGCUUACUAGUUGUUGGUCUUUGGUGUGCAAAUCCAGAUUGCUCAUCAAGACCCUCUAUGAGGCAAGUGAUCAAGGUGCUUAACCUUGAAGCUCCUUUACCAAUUCUUCCACAACAGAUCCCUGAGACAGUACUCAAUCUCCCUCCAGCAACAGAUGAGUUGUUUUUCACAGUUUCAUCCUUCUAGUAGACCUUAGGCUACUGCUGCAAGUUAAUCAGAAAAAAUAAAAAAUAACUACUAGGUUUGUUUUUCCAUAUCCAGUGUGGAACUUUGGAAUCAUAUUGUUAUUUGAUAAGUAAAUAGUUUACCUUACAUGACUUAAGGAAAGUUAUUGUAAUUCAUGAG
Messenger RNA from Lotus japonicus, 2118 nucleotides. Its product is annotated as L-type lectin-domain containing receptor kinase IX.1-like. The coding region runs from base 16 to 1959 and encodes 647 amino acids. The transcript has a single exon. Gene Ontology annotation, cellular component: plasma membrane. Gene Ontology annotation, molecular function: carbohydrate binding; protein kinase activity; ATP binding. NCBI's taxonomy places the organism in Eukaryota, Viridiplantae, Streptophyta, Magnoliopsida, Fabales, Fabaceae. Gene Ontology annotation, biological process: protein phosphorylation. The record is from RefSeq and is a predicted model, not a curated record.